Molossus molossus (Pallas's mastiff bat) is the source of this 1382-nucleotide messenger RNA. Its product is annotated as lysosome-associated membrane glycoprotein 1-like. Lineage: Eukaryota; Metazoa; Chordata; Mammalia; Chiroptera; Molossidae. The record is from RefSeq and is a predicted model, not a curated record. Gene Ontology annotation, cellular component: membrane. The transcript has a single exon.
AUGGCGGCCCUUGGUGGUGCCCAGCGGCAGCCACUGCUCCUGCUGUUACUCGAGUUAGCAGGCCUCAUGCAUGGUGCAUCAGCAGUGUUUGUGGUGCAAGAUGGCAUCAGGACAGCUUGUAUAAUGACUAACUUCUCUGCUGACUUCUUGACCAACUAUAUUACCAAGACUGGCCCUAAGAAUGUGACCUUCAGCCUGCCAUCUAAUGCAAAAGUAUUAAAUACCAGCUCCUGUGGUAAAGAGAAUGCUUCUAACCCCAGUCUUGUGAUUGCUUUUGGAGGAGGACAUACACUGAACCUCACUUUUGCAAGAAAUGCAACUCGUUACAGGGUUUAGUUGAUGAGUUUUGUUUAUGACUUGUCAGACACACAGAUUUUCCCCAGUGCAAUUUCCAAUGAAACCAAGUCUAAUGAAUCCAUAACUGACAUCAUGGCAGACAUAAAUAAAAAAUACAGAUGUGUGAGCAGCAACCAGAUACACAUGAAGAAUGUAACUGUCACUUUCCAUAAUGCCACCAUCCAGGCAUACCUUUCAGAUGAUAGCUUCAGCAAGGAAGAGACGCGCUGUAUGCAAGAUGGACCUUCUCCAACAGUGUCACCAACAACUCCCCACCAUUCAACAUCCCCUCCUCACCCUUCUCCCCACCCUUCGCCAUCCCCAGUGCCUGAGAGCCCCUCGGUAAAAAAGUACACUGUGAGUGGCACCCAUGGAACCUGUCUGCUGGCCAGCAUGGGGCUGCAGCUGAAUGUCACCUACAAGAAGAAGGAUAACACGACUAUGACCAGAGUGUUCAUUAUCAACCCAAAUAAGACCCAAGUCACUGGGUGCUGCGCUCCUCAGCAGGUGACCCUGGAACUCCAGAGUGAGAGCAGCACUUUCCUAGUCUUCCAGUUGGGAAUGAAUGCAAGUUCUAGCCAUUUUUUCCUGCAAGAAAUCCAGUUGAACAUGACUCUUCCUGAUGCCAGAGACCCCACCUUCAAGGCCACCAACUCACUGAGAGCACUUCAGGCCACUAUGGGGAAUUCCUACAAGUGUAACACCGAGGAGCAAAUUUGGGUCACAGAGGCCUUUUCUGUCAACAUUUUCCAAGUACAAAUCCAGGCUUUCCAGGUAGAAGGUGACAAGUUUGGGUCUGUGGAAGAAUGUUAGCUGGAUGAGAAUAACAUGUUAAUCCCCAUCACCGUCGGUGGUGCCCUGGCAGGGCUGGUCCUUAUCGUCCUCAUCGCCUACCUUAUCGGCAGGAAGAGGAAACAUGCCGGCUACCAGACGACUUAGCACAGCCGCAGACCAGCAGAAGCUACGGGGCCUGUGUUCAUUUCCCUGAGCUUAGGUUGAUGUUGAGGGAGGCAUACUUUAUUGCAAACUGAUUUUCAGAUCUGCUU